AAUUAGAGUAAUUACCGUAAUCUAUAUACAAUUAUGUGAUUAAUAAAUAUAGAAAGGAAAAAGUCUAUUGUGUUUAAUCGUACUUUCCUACGAAUGAAUUUUUUUAAUUCAAUUGAAGUUGAUUUGAUGUCAGAAAAAUAGGUGAAUUAUAAGUGCAUUAUAAUCAAUACGGGUUUCCACACACAAGUAGCAAACACCUGCUGUUUAUCGAUCUAUUCACGUUCCGUGCGUAGUAUGGAUAAACGUGAGUGAAGUUCUUGUAGGCCAUGUAGUUGGUGUGUCGCCUGUCAAAGUGUUAACCAUUUUAAAUGUUUAUUACCAAAUAAAAAUAAUAUUGUAAAUAAAGUUCUACAAUUUCCGAAAAUAUCGAAAGAAAAAUGUAUAUUCUAUCCUUAAAUCUUCAAAAAAAAUUCAAUAUUCUAAGAAUAACAAGAAAUAGAUUAGUGAUAAGAAAAUUAAUCUAAAUUUUAAUUAUACAUAAUUUAACGAGAUGAAGAAUCGGUGAAUAAGUGUAUUUUAUUGUAAACAAUUCGAAUAAAAAAAGAAUCAAAAAAGUUUUACAAUGUCAGAGAAAGAGAAGACAGGUUUAGUACAUAAUUCUGACUGGACGUCUGAUCGAAAUGUAAGUAAAUCAGAAAGUGAAAUGGAAGGUCAGUGGACAGUUGUUAAAAGAAAAAAACCAGAGAAGAAGAGAACCAUACAAGCAUUUGAAACUACUGAUCGUAAAAUGUUGCUAAGUUCAAAAGGAGAUGAUUUAAACGAUUCUCUGACAAAUUCUAUGAGCAACGAAUCUGAUAUGAAAGAAAGAACAAACUCUUCUCCCUUCGUUGCUAAUAGAAAAAAAUUAGCAAGAUCGAACAAUUUAAAAUCCGUCGAUGUCGUUGUGGAUGUUCAUCAACGUUGCGAAGAAACAAUAUCGAUGAAAUCAUUAAAAAAUAAGAUUGAAACUUUUGACUCCAAGUCCAUCGAAGUAUCAGAGUUAGAAGAUUUAUCUUUAGGUAGUAAUCUUCAAGAGGAAUCAAAGAAAAAAAUUAAAGUUGCAACGAAGGAUAAUUUUGUCAUAGAUUCGAUUGAAAAAUUCGAGGACAACGAGGAAGAAAUAACUUCAACGCCUAUUCUAUCAUCUAGAUCUUCGAGAAAUUUAUUCGAAGAUAAACCACGUCGUAGGAAACAAUGGGAGACAGUACGUCCUGUGAUAAACGAAGUUACGAAUUUACAAAAGCCACCAAGGAAACGCUGGUCCAAAGACACAAGCGUUAUUCGUUUACCAGAAACUCUGGAUUCUUCAUCGAUUAAUGAGAAGAUUUCAAAGACUUUAGAAAGAUCAAUGAUACCGGUACCAGCUCCAAGAUCAUCCUCGACGAACAAACAAAAUUCACGUUUUGCUUUUGAGAAUGAAGCAUUUAUAUCGGAGAACGAAGAAGUUUUGAGAAUUGAGAAAGAUCAUGUUAGAGAUGACACGAGAAUUGAGAUGAAAAGAAUGAGUGAUCGAACAGAUACACCUUCCUCUUCUCGAGAUUCGAGAACUAAUUUUUUUAAGAGAACUUCAUCGAGAAAACAGGAAACAACGUCGACUCUAGAAAAUACGGAAGAUUCCGAUGCUAAUUUAUCUUCGUCCUCUUCGAAGAAAAUGUCACAUUUGUCUAGAAGACGAAGAAAAAAUUCUCUUCGCUCGAAUUUGUCGAAUAGUUUCGAAGAAAUAUCAAAUGAUCGAUACACAGUAUCCGAAGAUGAAUUAAUUAAUGAUGAUCGCGAGGUAUUAAAAAGACAGAAAAAAAUUACGAAAUAUUCGAGCCGAGAAAGUUUUUCAAUGAACGAGAAAGAAGAAGAAGAAGAAUUAUCAUCGAGAAUAUGGACUAAUAAAACUUCAUCUGAAAAUAAAAAAAAGAAAGAUUGUCAAUCUAAAGAAGAAAUUCGUCAUUUAGUCAACCAGGAGGAUUCGAAAAAGAAAAAGAAAAAAAAGAAAAAACGUGAAUCGAUAAAGUACAUCUUAAUUAUGAUUCACAAAGCUGAUAUGCUUGAGACCGAUUAUGUGACUAAACAUCCUAUGGUUAAAGUACAUAUUGUUGACGCAGAGACUGGUAAUUAUUUAAAAAAUAAAAAUGACAGUGAAAGUUCAUAUCUGCAGCCAAUGAUUACUGGAAAAUUUGAUUUCAAGGAGAAUAGAUCAAUGAUACCUAUUUGGGAAGAAGAACUUAUUUUUGAACAUGAUUUUAAAACGAUCAUGAAGAUUGGAAAUGAACAAGUUAUUCUUUUUUUCGAAAUUGUUGAUCUUUUGAGCUUUGCUGAAGCUAGCUUCAACUACGAUAGGUUUGGUAACGAAGGAUGUUGGUAUAAAAUAGCUUGGGCAUUUUUGAAAACCGUUGGAACGAAUAACGCGAUGCACGUUGAUAAAAAAAUUAGAUUGCAGUUAUACAGACCUCAGAAGAGUACAAGGAACUUUGGUUCAAGAAAAUGUGAAGUUUACAAUUGGUGGAAAUCGAACAAAAGAGACAAAUAUCCAAGCAGUCUUUACGUCACUGUUACAUCUAUGAAUCCACCGAAAUUAGAACCAGUACUCUAUCAGCAGCUCUCUUUUGACGAUAUUUUAGAUAUUGGAAAUGAAUCUCAUAAAUUAUCAGUGCAGUCAUCAGAUUUAAUUAAUUUACCAAGAUGGACAAGAUUAGCUGCUCAAUCUUGUAAAAUACCAAAUGAGAAAUAUUUUGAAACUGAGAUUAGUGAAAAUGGGUGUUUCUUUCUUGCUUUUAAUAACGAUGGCAAAUAUCUAGCUUGCGUUUUUUCUGAAGAAUAUGAUUAUCCUAUAAUAGUAUAUGAGAUCGAGUCUAAUAAAGUUCACGUUCGAUUUUCUGGACACAAGACAUUCGUAUAUUCAUUGAACUGGUCACCCGAUGAUCAUUAUCUACUUUCUGUUUCAUCGGAUCAAACUGCUCGUAUAUGGGACGUUCGUAAUAAAAUUGUACAACAUAUUCGAAUGUUGCCUCAUCCUUCCUACGUUUACUGUGGUAAAUUCAAUCGCAGAAACAUGUCGAUAGUAGUUACAGGAUGUUACGAUCGUAUUGCAAGAAUAUGGACGAGAGAUUUAAAAUCGAAGAAUUACGAGCUGAGUCAAGAAUUAGAGACACACGAGGGAUUUGUUAAUUCUUUAUGCUUUCAAAAAAAUGGUAAUCUUCUUACAGCUGACAGCGUUGGUACGAUAAUAUUAUGGUCAGUGAAAAAAAAUCGUAGAAUGUCUUCUAAAAAAGAAUGGUAUUUAUCAAAGAAGAUAAAUAUUCGCGAAAUAGAGAACAUCACGAUAAAUGCAAUCAUUUUACAUCCCCUCGAAUCAAGAUUGCUCGUUCAUUCGAGAGACAAUGGUCUACGAAUGAUAGAUCUUGCUGCUGGUGUAGUAUUACAAAAGUAUGAUGGUUUGAAAAAUCAAAGAAUACAAUCUACAGCUUGUAUCUCGCCUUGCGGUAGUUUGAUCUUUUGUGGCGGAGAAGAUUCGACUUUGAAUGUGUGGAAUUUAGAAACUGGUAGAUAUUUAGCAAGAUAUACGAUCGAACGAACCUUCAGAGCAGUAACUUGCGUUGAUUACCAUCCAUACGAUCAUGUAUUAGCAUUCUCAAGUUUUGGUAGUCCUUCUCAAGUUAGAAUUUUAAAGUUCGAAAAAAAUUCGACAGGGAAGAACAUAGGUUUAUCGAUGAUGAUGGAAGCUGAAAGAGAAAAUGGUGAUUAUAGGGUUGAUUUCGGUUUGAAUCUUCCGAAUGUUUCUAUUAAAGAAAGAUCAAGAUCAAUGUCGAGUGGUAGACGACAGGAAUUAUUAAAUGAAGGAGAAUUAAAUAGUUUCCGAUCUGCUCGAAGUCGUAAUUCGACUAUUGUGAAUAUUUUUCAAGAUGAAGAAAAUGGAAAGUAUGAGAGUGCGAAAUUAAAAUUGCGACGACUGAAGGAAACCGAAGAGCAAUUGAAAAGUCGUAGCACCAGUCGUUUGUAUAAUAUCAUCGAGAAGAUCGAUAGGAUACUUUCGAAUACGUCUAGAUCAUCGAAUGAUCUUGAAUCUGGCCAGAAUUUUCUUUUUAAAGAUCAAGACAAAGAUAAGAAUAAAUUCUCGAUGAGUUUUAAUCAGGAUGAUAAGAAGAAAGAGAAAAUCAAGUUGAGAAAAUUAUCUUCAUUGAAGAAUUCGAACGUAGAUCAUUCCAGUUCGUAUAUUGAAUCAAGUUCUAUGAGUUAUGAUGGAAAAGAAACGAUCGAAAUGAAAACGUUCCACGUUUUGAAAGAAAAUGAAUCAGAUUUUAAUGAGAGGAGAUCGAAGAGUGCAAAGGAUUCGACAAGGAGUAAAAUCGUUCGAGAAAAUACACCGAAGACUUUUUCUGACGGCGCAGUGAAUUCUAGAAGGAAUCGAGUUUUUCGUAAAGAAAUGUCUGAUGAUCACUUUAGUCCUUCGGAUUUUGUGAUUUCGCAAGAAGUUCACGAAUUAAAGAUCACUUCUUCUAGUUCACCAGAAAGUGCGGGUACUUAUGUUGUAGAGAAAGCAGAGUUAGAACAAAAUAAAGAUUCCAAUUCUGUGAAAACUUCAGCUAAUGACAGAUCUAUAAAUAACGGCGACAAGAAUUUUGUAAAAAUGUUAGAAAGUGAUAGUUCACUGCCAAGUAAUGCUACAUUCACUUUAGAAAACGAGAUUCUUAUUUCUAAAUCAAGAAGAAAAAAGUUUGUAUCUUAAAAAGGAAUUUUCGAAUAUAUAUAUUUAAUUAUAUAGUUUGCAAAGAUAUAUUGGUUGGUGACAAUGAAAAUAACUUAAGAUAUAUAUUUUUUUGAAUGGUUCCACGUUACUAUAAUAUAGAUCAAUGUCACAUAAAAUAAGUGAUAAAUUCAAUUUUUACAGAUUUUCCACUCAGGGUAUUUUCUUAAUUAUUGGCACAUAUUUUAUCAACAGCUUUUGUUACAGUUUGCUAUUUCUCAUGAUCUUUAAAUAUUUAGUGUAAAUUUGCAGUAUCUUCUUUUUACGAAAAAUGCGAUUGUUUCAAACGAUAGCAAAAUUUUUUAUUAACCUAACCAUUUUACCGGUUUUAUAUAUUUUAUAUUUGUAUAUGAUAUUCCUUACAAAUUUCAUAAAUAUUUCAAUGGGACUAUAUAUAUUAUUAAUAUCUUUAAUUAGUGGAAUUAAUUUGAUGGAUAUUGAAGAGAUCAAUGAAUCAGUACAGGUAUACCAGUUAUACAUUUUUAUACAUACGUAUUUAAUAUAUAUAUACACACACACACAUAUAAGAUAUAAAAGAUAACAAAUGUGUGUGAUUAAAAUGAAAAAGUUUCUAAGAAAAAUCCAAAAUGUGUAAUGUACUAAGAGGUUUGGCAAUCGUAAGCAUUACUUUAAUAUUCUUUCCAUUUUUAUUUAUAUUUAACCUUUAUCUCAUGUUUAUUACUGUGAUCUUUAAUAUUCUGCAAUUUAUUUAUAUAUUUCUAAUGAUCUUACUCGGUGCUUUACCAGAUAGUGCAUUAACGGAUUAAAAGGUGAAAAGAAAGAAAUGGAAUGUUACACACACACACAUACACACACACAAACUCUUCUGAUAAUAUAAUAAUUAAUUUCAUAAUUAAUUAUUUUUCAGAAUUCUGAUGAGGUUACAUCAAAUGACUUAAAUUAAUGUCAUUUAAUUAUCUACACAAUCGACAUUCACAUUGUUUAACAGGAAUGAAACAUUUAAAUUCAAUUGGUUAAAAUUUAUCGAAAAAAAAUGAUAAAUUUACGAUAAGAGCAAUGUGACAAAUGAAUUAUUUAUAAUAUUAAAUAUUUUGUGAAUAUUAUUUAUAAUAAUAGAUAAUUUGAAAUUUAA
Messenger RNA from Vespula vulgaris, 5807 nucleotides. RefSeq names its product dynein axonemal intermediate chain 2-like. Gene Ontology annotation, molecular function: dynein heavy chain binding; dynein light chain binding. Gene Ontology annotation, biological process: cilium movement; outer dynein arm assembly; motile cilium assembly. The coding region runs from base 563 to 4696 and encodes 1377 amino acids. NCBI's taxonomy places the organism in Eukaryota, Metazoa, Arthropoda, Insecta, Hymenoptera, Vespidae. Gene Ontology annotation, cellular component: ciliary basal body; outer dynein arm. The record is from RefSeq and is a predicted model, not a curated record. The transcript is spliced from 7 exons.